Molecule: messenger RNA, 2699 nt
Organism: Nannospalax galili (Upper Galilee mountains blind mole rat)
Lineage: Eukaryota; Metazoa; Chordata; Mammalia; Rodentia; Spalacidae
Gene: Lrrc40
Product: leucine rich repeat containing 40
Exons: 15
Coding region: 34-1842 (602 amino acids)
Molecular function (GO): protein binding
Source: RefSeq, a predicted model, not a curated record
CACGCCCGCUGCUUCCGGACACACUGUUUGAAUAUGUCGCGCCUGCGGAGAGCUGCGGGGCUCGGCUCUCGGGUGGGGUUCCGUGCGGACGGCGGUGACGGGCCCCCGUCUGUGCCCCAGGGGCUGCUGAAGGCGGCGCGGAGUAGCGGCCAGCUCAACUUGGCCGGAAGGAACCUCGGGGAAGUACCUCAGUGUGUUUGGAGAAUCAAUGUGGAUGUUCCUGAAGAGGCAAAUCAGAAUCUCUCGUUCAGUUCCACUGACCGAUGGUGGGAGCAAACGGAUCUCACGAAACUCAUCAUCUCCAGUAAUAAACUCCAGUCUCUCUCGGAUGACCUCCGCCUCUUACCUGCUCUUACUGUUCUUGAUAUACAUGAUAAUCAGCUGACAUCCCUCCCGUCAGCUAUCAAAGAGCUAGAGAAUCUUCAGAAACUUAAUGCCAGCCAUAACAAGCUGAAAAUGCUUCCUGAAGAAAUUACAAACCUAAAGAACCUGAAGGCCCUGCAUCUGCAGCACAAUGAACUCACAUGCAUUCCUGAAGGCUUCGAACGCCUUUCCAGUUUAGAAGAUUUAGAUCUUUCGAGCAAUCGUCUAGCAGCGGUGCCUGCUGGUCUUGCUUCGCUCUCCAGCCUGCUGCGACUCAAUCUUUCCAGUAACCAGUUGAAGAGCUUGCCGACAGAAAUCAGCAAGAUGAAAAGAUUAAAGCAUUUGGAUUGUAAUUCGAAUCUCUUGGAAACUGUGCCUCCUGAAUUGGGUCUCAUGGAGUCUCUAGAAUUGCUUUAUUUGCGGAGGAACAAAUUACGUGCUCUGCCAGAAUUUCUUUCUUGUAGGAUCUUGAAGGAAUUACAUGUUGGUGAAAACCAGAUUGAAACACUGCAGGCCGAGCAUCUUCAGCAGCUGACUGCUGUCCUUGUGCUGGACCUGAGAGACAACAAGUUAAAGUCCGUUCCUGAGGAGAUCGCUCUGCUGCAGUCUUUGGAAAGACUUGACCUAAGCAACAAUGAUAUUAGUAGUCUGCCCUGUUCACUGGGAACCCUUCAUUUGAAAUUCCUGGCUCUUGAAGGGAAUCCUCUAAGAACUAUUCGAAGAGAAAUUAUAGCUAAAGGAACGCAGGAAGUCCUGAAACACCUACGAAGCAAGGUCAAAGAUGAUGGACCUAAUCAAAGUAACUCUGUUCCUGAAACAGCCAUGACACUGCCCAGUGAGUCCAGAGUCAACAUCCAUGCCAUCGUCACACUAAAACUGCUAGAUUAUAGUGAUAAACAAGCAACUGUGAUUCCUGAUGACGUGUUUGAUGCCGUGAAAAGCAACAUCAUCACUUCUGUUAACUUCAGUAAGAAUUGUCUGAGUGAGAUUCCUGCAAGGGUUGUAGAACUGAAGGAGAUGGUGUCUGAGGUCAGUCUCAGUUUUAACAAGCUUGCCUUUAUAUCCCAGGAGUUCUGUGUGCUUCAAAAGUUGACAUUUUUAGACAUAAGGAAUAAUCUUUUAAGUUCUUUGCCUGAAGAAGUGGCAUCACUGGCAAAACUACAGACGAUCAAUCUGUCCUUUAACAGGUUCAAAGUGCUGCCUGAAGUUCUGUAUCAGAUCCCCUCUCUGGAGACAAUUCUGAUUAGUAACAACCAGGUGGGCUCUGUGGACCCUCAGAAGAUGCAGCUGAUGGAGAAACUGAGCACCCUGGACCUGCAGAACAAUGACCUCCUGCACAUCCCCCCGGAGCUUGGGAACUGUGUGCAUCUGAGAACACUACUCCUAGAUGGAAAUCCAUUCCGCGUUCCCCGAGCAGCCAUAUUAAUGAAAGGCACAGCUGCUGUGCUGGAGUAUCUGAGAGACCGGAUUCCAGCCUGAUUUGGAGCUGGCUUCUCUUUGGGGAGGGCAGAGCCAGCCUAGGGUGACACCAUGCUGUGCAUCCUGUGUCAGCAGGAGGCCUCUGGCUGCCCACCUUCCCACCUCCACUGCCACGGAAUGUUUGCUGAGUUGUGAAGUGUUGUGUACAUGUAUGGUGUUGACUGCGUGUGGUCAUGCAGUAUUCCAGUUCUUAAUGUUUUUCAAAUUCAUUCUCUUACAACAUUGCAAGUACCAAGUACUUUUUCCUUAAUGUGAUUUAAUGUUUUCAUAAUCAUAAAGCGAGCGCCUUUGUAGAACUGGGCUUUGUUUUUCUUUUCCUUCUCCGUAUAACGGGACCUGAGCUUGACUGUCCGGUUCUAGCGCUUUAUUUUUUGGAGACAGGCUCUCACUGUGUAGCCCCAGCUGGCCUGGAACUCACUCUGUAGACCAUGCUGGCCUUGAACUGUUGCCUCUGCCUCCUGAGUGCUGGGACUAAAGGCGUGCACCACCACACCUGGCAACUCAAUUCUGCUUUUCUGUUAGAUAUAAAAUGAAUGACCUUUAUUGAAUACUACUCUUCGGCAUUUAAAAGACAAAACUUUAUAACUUGAUUUAAUAAAAACCAAAUAUAAACAUUUUUUGUUUACAAUGAGAUGAUCAAAAGCAAACUUAUGAGCUGUCUGGCUCACAUGAUUAUGUCAAACAGCCAGUUCAAUUGUGUGUGUGUGUGUGUGUGUGUGUGUGUGUGUGUGUGUGUGUGCGUGCGUGUUGGCAUGGGUGUGGAGGUAAAGAACUUACAGGGUGAUGCAUGACUGUCUUAGGACACCUUGCUAAUAAGCUGCAUAUUCCAUGUUCAUAAUAAAAGUUACAUCCUACGA